This is a messenger RNA of Polychytrium aggregatum, 3693 nucleotides long. RefSeq lists its product as uncharacterized. The transcript has 25 exons. The record is from RefSeq and is a predicted model, not a curated record. The coding region runs from base 1 to 3693 and encodes 1230 amino acids. Gene Ontology annotation, biological process: protein localization to cilium; non-motile cilium assembly; intraciliary retrograde transport. Gene Ontology annotation, molecular function: protein binding. Gene Ontology annotation, cellular component: intraciliary transport particle A; non-motile cilium. Lineage: Eukaryota; Fungi; Chytridiomycota; Chytridiomycetes; Polychytriales.
AUGUUUAUCUAUCUGAGCAAAAAGAUCGCCAUCCCAAACGGCGUCAAGCUCCACACCGUCUCCUGGUACAAUGACCAGGGAUGGAUUGCCUGUGGUGGUGAUGAGGGGCUGCUCAAGGUCCUGAAGCUCGAGACCCCCGUCGCAACCACCGAGCCCAACAACUACAAUUCUCGCCGCGACCCGACCAGCACCAGCGCCGCAGGACAGGGCGCAGGCUCGACUGGUACUGGGCAGCACCUGAGCAAUCUGUCCAUGAACCAAACGUUGGAAGGGCACACGGGCGCUGUCGUGGUCUCGACUUGGAACCAACAACACAGGAAACUGACAACCUCAGACCAGCAGGGCUUGAUCAUUGUGUGGAUUCUCUACAAGGGAAUCUGGUACGAGGAGAUGAUCAACAACCGAAACAAAAGCACGGUCUCCGACAUGCAAUGGAAUCGGGACGGGCAGAAGAUCUGCAUCGCAUAUGAGGAUGGCGCCGUCAUCGUCGGCUCUGUGGAUGGAAACCGGCUGUGGGGCAAGGAGCUCAAGUGCCAGCUUGCCCACGUCCAGUGGUCGCCCGACGGCAAGAACAUCCUCUUUGGCACGAGUACUGGCGAGCUUCAUCUAUAUGACUCGUCCGGUAACUUUGUGAGCAAAGUCCCGUGCUACGGCAGCGAAAGCGCUGGCCUGCUCAAGAUCGCCGCGCUGGAUUGGUACAACGGCAGCAACGGCUACAUCGAGCCCCGGGCACCUUGUCUGGCUAUAUGCUUCGAAAAUGGCAAGAUCCAGAUCAUGAGGGACGAGAAAGACUCGUCCCCGAUGGUAUUGGACACCAACCUCAGACAUCUCAAGAUGAAGUGGAACAACAACGGAUCGAUCCUGGCCGUCGCCGGCGUCCAGCACGCACGCAGCGCGCAGGGCGACGAGAAGGAAGUCAGCGUCGUCCAUUUUUACGACUCGCAUGGACAGUACGUGAGAUCUCUUAAGGUGCCAGGGAAACGCAUCACAUCCCUGAGCUGGGAGUACAGCGGCCUGCGUAUCGCCUUGGCUGUCGAUUCGUUCAUCUACUUUGCAAACAUUCGACCGGACUAUCGUUGGUCGUUCUUUGCAAGCGAUGUGCUUGUGUAUACCUACACAAAGUCCGAGAGGACCGACACCAACAUUGUCUUCUGGAACUCCAAGACCAACGAGAAGAACACAAAGAACACAUCCAAGUUGGUGGCACUUGCAUCAAGCGGAGAUUAUUGCGUGCUAGUGACCAAGAUCGAAGAGCUGAGCGAGCAAUAUCAAAUCAGCGUGGUCAACUCCAUCGGCACUUCCAUCGAAUCCAAGCAGAUUGACUUUGAGCCCAGAUUUGCGGCGAUCAACAAGACACACGUCUUUGUGGCCUCAUCGGAUAUCGUGAUGUACUGGCAGUUUCGAAGCUCGGUCCUCGGAUCCAAGCUCUCUGCGAUUGACGAAACCAAGGAGCGCGCCUUCCACGUUGACGACAUGUCGGUGAUUGGUACCCGAGACAGUGGGUCGUUUGUGGUUGAGCUAAAGAAGAAGAGGCCCUCGUCAGACUCGAUUGUCUCGGCCACAGCCAGCGAUUCGACCUUUGUGCUUGCGCGACAGAGCGGUCAGCUCCUGCAGUUUGUGCUUCCGUCGAUGACACUCGAGAACAAGUACAGCACCGGUAUACGGACCCAAUUCAUAUCCCUCAACUGCAACUCCUCACGACUUGCGAUGCUCGACACCGCUGGCUUGCUCAAGAUCUUUGAGUUUGACCGCAAAGGUGGCGCGCUCGCUCCCGGAGGAUCCGGGGCUGCCACCAACAUCAGUGGCGGUGCGGGCGGUGCUUCUGGGGGCUCUGUGGGGGUGCCGGCCGGAACGAGUCCGGCAGACGGGUCAAGCGGAUCGGGAUCCACGAUGGUCGGCGGAUUGGUGGGAUCCAAGCAACAGCUGUCAGACAGCGGCAAGCUGCUCGAUUUUGAGAGGAAGGACGUUUGGGAUGUCCGAUGGGCCGAAGACAACCCGGAGCUCUUUGCCAUUAUGGAGAAGACCAGAAUGUACGUCUUCCGCAACCUGGAUCCUGAGGAGCCCAUCACAUGCUCGGGAUACAUAUGUGGAUUCGACAAGCUCCAGAUCAAGGCCGUGCUGCUGGACGAGCUGCUGAAGGAUCCCGAGGGUCCAUCCAAGGAGCACAUUAUUAACAUGGAGACCAAAUCGCUGCGCGAUACCCGAAACAUUCUUAGUCAGGUCGGCAUCGCGGACGCUCUCCAGUUUGUGGAAGACAACCCACAUCCUCGGCUGUGGAAGUUGAUCGCGGACGCUUCUCUGGAGGAGCUCGACUUUACGGUUGCCCAGAAGGCACUGAUCCGCUGCACGGACUACCAGGGCAUUCAAUUCAUCAAGCGGCUCCAGAAAUAUGAUGAUAAAAUGAAGCAACGCGCUGAGAUCGAGGCAUAUUUUGGCCACCACGACGCCGCAGAGAAGAUCUAUCUCGAGAUGGAUCGCAAGGAUCUUGCCAUCGACUUGCGUAUCCGUUUGGGCGAUUGGUUCCGUGUGAUCCAGCUCAUCAAGAGCGGCGGCAGUGGCGGAGAUGACAUUGUCCUCGAGAAAGCGUGGAACGCCAUUGGCGAUUACUACUUUGACCGGCAACGAUGGUCUCAAUCCAUCACGUACUACACCCAAGGCCGCAGCAACGAGCGGCUUAUCGAGUGCUUCUACUUUCUGGACGACUACGAGAAUCUCGAGAAAAUGAUAUAUCAGCUCCCUGAUGGCGAUCCUCUUCUCAGGAACCUGGCCGACAAGUUUGUGACUGUGGGCAUGUGCGAGCAGGCCGUGGCUGCAUUUGUCAAGAUCAACGACAUACAAGCUGCCAUCGAUACGUGCAUAUACCUCAGUCAAUGGAACACUGCGGUCGAGCUUGCUGAGGCGCACAAAUUCAAGGAGAUUGAGCCUCUGCUUGCAAAGUACGCCAGUCAUUUGCUUCAGAGCAACCGAGUCAUCGAAGCCAUCGAGCUCUACCGCAAGGCCAACGCUUGUGAAAAGUCUGCCAAGCUUCUGUUUGACCUUGCUAAGACUGCCACAAAGGCGAACAAAAGCCCGCUGUGCAUCAAGAAGCUCUAUGUCCUUGCAGCACUCGAAGUCGAAGCCUACCACAAACUACACAAGUCCGGGAAGGGACUGGGCCGCGAGAGUGUCACGGCGGCACUGGACGGUCUACUCGAGGAGGACAAGAAGAACACCAUGGACGGCAAGUUCCUGGAAAAUGCCUGGCGCGGCGCCGAGGCAUAUCAUUUUUACCUUCUGUGCCAACGGCAAUACUACUCGGGCAACUUUGAGGGCGCCGUGAACACGGCCAGCGUUCUCCGUGAUUACGAGGAUAUCCUUGAUCCGGAAGUCAUCUACUGCCUGCUUGCGCUGGUGAGCAUCCAAGCCAAGCAAUUCGGCACCUGCUCGCGAGCCCUGGUCAAACUCGAGGCCCUUUCGACACUUUCCGAGGACACUCAAGCCAGCUACGAAAGGCUCGCUCUGUCAAUCUUUACCCAAUAUCCACCUGUCGAUCCCAAGGGCACACUGGUCAGCUGCACAAACUGCGCUGGUUCUAUCAGAGACAACCAAACGUUCUGCAACCACUGCCACAUUGCCUUCCCGACCUGCAUUGCUUCUGGACGCCCGAUCAUCGAGGCGAUCCACUUUAUGUGUCACUGUCAUACCAGUCUGUGA